Molecule: messenger RNA, 6279 nt
Organism: Peniophora sp. CBMAI 1063
Lineage: Eukaryota; Fungi; Basidiomycota; Agaricomycetes; Russulales; Peniophoraceae
Source: the annotation of a GenBank genome assembly
AUGCACGACGUCGUUGGCUGUUUGUCGUGGCUCUUGUAUCCACCCCGUCCCGGUUUGGACGUCGUCACUAUAUUCAGCCACAUUCUCGUCACCUUGUCGUUUUGUCUUUCGUAUGUGCAGGCUUCAGCGAUCGUAGUUCUGCGUUCGGUCUUGUCCACGGACCGUCGUCUGGUCGCCUUCAAUAUGUGCUACCUCCUCGUUUGGGUUGUUGUUCUUGGGCUUCUCGCACUUCACGCUCUGCGGCCAGGCAUCAUCCCAUGGGCCCGACUGAUGGGUGCUGAGUUCCGGCAUCGACGCUUUCAUGCCUCUCAGCUUCGUGCCGACAGACUUGCGCGUCACCUCCGCUGCCCGACUGAUUCUACCCGCCGACGUUGCGAACGCUUUUUGGCCGCCCGUGGCGAUCAGGUGGCUCCCCUCUUGCAUGGCAAUCGUGCUCAGCGUCGCCAGUUGGCCUUCGGCCAUCGUCGGGCUUGCUCUCCACAGUUGCUCAGGGCUUGGGUAAUGGCGCCUGAACGCUCGUCGACAUGGGUCAUGAGCUCCAUCCGGAGUAUAACAUCGGCCAUUUGGUUUCUGCUCCGACUUCCUGUGCAUGAGAUCGUCCAUGGUUUCCUUCUGGUGGCCCGAACAGCUCUCCUACGAGCGUCUCUCCUCUAUGCUGUCACCAACAGGCUUGUUGUGUCGUCUCGCACCCCCGAGCAACCCUUAUGGACGCGUCAUUGCGACCUGCCCCCCCUCCCUGGUCGUAUAGGAGGGUCCGGCGAGGUCUCGGGACGCCCACUUGCUUCAUCUCGGCCCGAGAGUAUCUCCUCAGACUCCGACGACGAUGUGGCUGCUUUCGUGUCUUCAGAAUGGCUUGGACGCGGUCUCGUUUGGCACUCUGGACUUCCGCCAUACGUUCGUGCGGCCCGUAACCUCGCGCGCUGCAUACCAUCACGGGCAUUGCACUUUUUCAUACCGUCGAGCAACACCUCGGUUGCAGAAGUCCUAGCGGAUAGCACACGCUUUCCUGCUCUCGAGAGAUCAUGCGCCCCCCCGGUCUACACUAUGCAUCCGCCCAAUGUCUUAACAUGCCCACCUGCGUCCGACCGCUAUCGGGAUGAGCUUCACGCACUUCGCGCUCUCCUAUUUGCCUCUUUAUCCCACGAUACCUUACUCCGCUCGACCUUCGACGAUGCGUGGUUGAGUGGAGUCGGGUCCAUCACGUUCGCCUCUCAUCCGGAGGUCCACUAUCCGCUCUGGGUCGAACACUUGCUGGGAGAGGUGUCCAUCGUUGUCCCGAAGUACCACCGUUGGACAUAUGCUGUACAAUGGCUUUCGGCUGUCGAGGAUAUGCAUGCGGACGAUCGUACCCUCGCGCUCGUCGAGGGCUGUCGCGAGGUUCUCGACGCCAUUCCAUGGAUAGCCACCGCCCCCAAUCCCAGUCCUGCUGUACAGCUUACGACGGUGCACUUGGCCACGCUUCUCAGCCAUACAUGGGCCAACGAUGAGCAGCUCAACGCCGGAGCAGAUUGGAUCAUGCGACAUGGUGUACCUCGCGAUUCCCGGAUGCGUAUCGCGAACAGCAACCUGCUCGGUGCAUUACGACUUGCUCGUGCCCGCUCUGAGGUGUACGUCUAUCGUCCAUCGUCUAGUCUAGAUCGGGCUAUCCGCAACGGUUCGGUCGACACAUUGGAAAUCAUCGUUCAUACACACGAGGAGACCCAUUGGGCGGCCAUCACACUCGACCUCCACGACUUUACAUUCACGUAUCGUGAUGGGAAGUACUUGCGCGACACCGCGGCCCCGGACGACCUUCAACUUCUGCUCUGGUACCUCCAAAGCUUGAAUCCACGUUACGCUGGGAAGACCUUCCGACCUGCGUCUGUCAUGCACCACUCGCCGCGGCAACACGAUAGCCACUCAUGUGGUAUCAACCUCCUGUCCACCAUUCUUCACGACCACACAGAAGAAACAUACUACGGCUGGUCGCAGGAGUUCUAUGCUGCUGCGCGAUUGGAGUGGUUCCUUCGGUUGGCUGACGACUUCAUGCUCGCCGAUCACGAUUCUGACGACAGCGAUGGUUCAGACAGCAGCGAUUCAUCUCGUUCCGAGGACGGGGAUGACGAUGGGCACGACGGCGACGACGAGCUUGUUGUAGUGGAGCACCCUAUCAUGGACCCAAGCGAUUUUGACGGCGACGAUGCUCAUAGCAAUUUGGACGACGGUGACAAGGAUGACGACUUCGUCAUGGUUGAUGCUCCCUCUGAGGUCAAUCCGUGCCAACAAACACGUAGCGUCUCUCGCACCACCGACACUCGCAGUAUCGGCCUAGACGAAGUAGCUUCCCUAUUAGAGUUCGGUGCUCAGGCUGUCCGCUCAUCACCAUCUCGAGCGACUUCAACGACUUCAAGCUGUACUCGGACUGUCCCAGCACCAGCCAAGCGCCCCUUUUUGCCGUCGGCUGAAGGCUCGUGUUCUGAUUCAGAUACGGAUUCCGACUCGCGUGGUGCACGCCGCGCCCGCCCGCGUGGGGCCACUAGUUCUCAACGUGUUCGUACUGGCCGGUCCUCCUGGGUGUAUCAGAAGGAGUUGUCUGCAAAGUCCAAAGAAGCCGACUUCAUCGCGUCCAAGGCUCGUCUCGCGUCGUUCCGCGACAAGAUUCGUCUCGACGACAAGCUUGCCCUCUUCAAGGACGAUGACCUCAUGAGUGUUCGCUGCUCUGCAUGCGCGAAAUGGGUGAAAAUGCGCGUGCUCUUCGAUGUGCGACGGUGGAAGGAGCAUCGCCAGUCGCCUGCCUGUCAAGGUCGUUGUGCGACCGGCUUGCGCUCAACAUCGCUCAAGUCGUAUUUCUCGCCCACCUCCAAAACACAACCGCCAUCUCCGUCUCUCGUGCGACCGUCGGACGUGCACACUCGCCCGGCCACCAUUACACCUUGCCCCGGACUCCUCCGCACAUCAUCUAAGCUAAUCGAGCGCUAUCUUGCGCGUUCUUCGGUGGACGGUGGCGGGGCGCCUUCGCGCUCCCGGAUCGCCAGGGAGCUUUUCUACGUCGAGGACGGCGAAGACAAUCUCACCUGGUCAUCUCUGACACAACACGAGCGCGCGAUGGUUCUACGCCGCGAGUCUGUUCUUUUCAAGUGGCGCAACAACAGGACCGUGGGCGCUGUCUUUUCGACAUCGUGUGCAGGAGUUGCAUCGUCUUCGUUUCCGCUUCGACCCUGCGAAGACUGUCAUGCGCUGUGGCGUCUCCAUGGCUUCCAGGUCAUCGUCAAUCGCAAGAUGCCGGCAGAGGGAACAUGGAAGUUUACGCCAAAGGCAUACCGGAAUGGCGAGCUUGGAUCGAUCUACCUGAAGUACAAAGGUGUACGUGAGCUCAUUGAGACGAAUGACGGUGCCAACCCAUGGUUACGCUUCGCACAGAAUGCCUCCGCGGGUCUGUACAAGUCCCAUGAAGUUGUCCUGGGCCUGGUCAAGGCGAUGGUAGAGAAGGCAGACCGUGUACGCCUCGGAAAGCGCCACACCAAUAUGCACUACACGGAGGCGCUUGAUUCAUUCUGCAACGUCUUGCAGAGCAUCUCUCCGCGUGCUUAUAAGACCUUCCGACACGUCUUCGCCGGGCGGACUCCGAGCAGCAUGUCACAACAACGCGCCAAGCAACCACGCUUUGCGGCUGGCUUUUCGGCUGCCAACGUGCAGCGAGUCGUCGAGACCUUGCAGCGCUUAUCCUAUAACGGGCCUCUCGCACUCGCAUGGGAUGAUACCGAUCUCGAGAAGGCGCUAUCCGUAUGGCAAUCUUCGAAGGACGCGUGGACAAUCAUUGGUGCUGUACAAGGCUCUGUUGUCGUCAAGUCGGUCCAGGACGUCGACGCAUUCUUUGCCGAUCAGCAGAUCGAGCGUGCGAGCAAGCUCCGUAUUUGGACACUGUCAAUUCCGCUACCGAAAGUCCCCCCUAUUCUGGUCUGCGCUCUCGCUCAUGGCUCUCGAGACACGUCAGAGUCAUUACUAUCCAUGCACGAGCGGAUAUGUGCACUCCUCCAUGCAGUCAACAUUCAUCCCGUUUCCGCAGCUGCCGAUGGCGCUGAGACCGAGCGAAAGCUUCAGCGUCUCAUCUCGGCCUCUGCACACUCGGUCCUCCAAUUCACUAUCGGCAACGGCCUGGCUAUUGGUGCAGCCUCAUUCUCGAUACCGUGCUUCUACGGUCUGCCCUGCGUCCUAGUACAGGAUUCGAAGCAUGCUCUCAAGACCGCCCGGAAUCAACUCUUAUCAGGUGCCCGCGUUCUCGUCAUGGGAAACUUCCCUAUCCUGACCGCAAUGCUUGACGACUUCGCCGACCAUCCCGAUGGACCACUUCUUCAUCGCGACGUCUAUCGGGUAGACCGCCAAGAUGAUCGUGCGGCAGGACGUCUCUUCUCUUCAGACGCCUUGGCCUUCCAUCUCCGCCAUCACCCUGAGCAACCUGCUCUCUCCGUCUACCUCUUCGUCUGCGGGGAACUCGUUGAUGCGUGGCAAAACCGCUGCAUUGGUCACGUUGCGCGUGUACGCAUGGUUCUACGUGCUCGCCUCGUUCUCACCUCCUGGCGUACGCACGUCGACAGGCAUCCGGACCACAACCUGGCGACACAUUUCAUCUCUCGUGAAUCAUACGACAUCCUUAUCAUCCUCUGCCACCGACUUGUCGAGCUUAUCGUGGCCUACCGGUGUUUCUACGCUACGUACCCGCUCCUCCCGUGGCUGCACUCGACCGAAGUUUGCGAACAUAUCUUCGGGGUCCUUCGUCAGAUCAAGCCAGACUUCACGUACGCCGAUAUGCUGUACAUGGAGCCGAAGCUCCGCGCUCUGCUCAUGGGGGCUUUCGAAUCGUUAUCGUCUCAAGAGGCCGCCAACGAAGUUGCCGAGGGAUACCAUCACACGUACUUUCAGACAGACGAUAUAGAUCUCUGUGCACUCAUGCAAUGGCCCACCGACGAGCAACUGGACCUGGCAGCAAGUGAUGCUUUCGACGAUGCGGCGCAGCUGUUAUCAGCUGUUGGGCUUGAUAUCGUUCAACUUGUCCCGCACAACAACAAUGCAUCGUCGCAUCUCACGCAGCCGGCGAUUGCUAUGCAGCUCCCAACGCCUCUGGCUCCGCCGCCGGUCCCGUAUUCACCACCAUCUAAUGCCGCUGGGCCCACCAAUGAAUCUUUCAUGACCGAGCUCCUCCGCCUGUUGAAUGUCACGGACGUCCCAUCGGUAGUCGAGGACGAGCUAGAUGUGUACUCGGCUGCUCUUGCCGCAGACGAUGUCGGCAAGACCCUGACAAUCAUCUCUUUACCAGAUUCCUCGCCCGAUGAGGAAGUCAUCUUAAAGGGCGCUAUCGAGGAGGCUUGUGCUGAAGCAGCCGAUCCUCCGGUAGAUGCGGAUGUCUCCUCAUCCCGCCACACGACACCCCUCGUCGACUCGACUUCGCUAAGCAUCGUACGAAGCGAGAUGGUCUCGCGGCGUGCUCAGACUCAGAGCCUCGGAUUCACUGCGCUACGCCGACGUGGCGGCCGCGCAAGCACCAACGAGGAACGUCGAAUGGCCAACGAGCUGCGCACUACACGCGCGAGCAUUGUAGAUCGCGUAUCGGAGCUUAUGGACAAGCACGAGAAGACGACUACCGCAGGCGUGAACCGCCGCGUUCGUCACGCAGGCACGUACGCGGCGACAAAUGUCGAACCUUCGUCGCGUCGGCAGGAACGGAAGCGUGCCUCGCAAAAGGUUUCCGCCGAUGCUUUCAUGCGUCAUCGUAAUCAAGCUUUCCGCCCGUUACAGCACUUCCACGAGCAGAUGAUAUCUGGCAACGUCAACGACUUAUGGCCCCUUUGUGUCGAUGGCUUCAUCCUCGCCUUGCACUUUGCUCCUGGCACCAAUGUGCCCCAGAUCGCCUUCGGCCAAGUUAUAUCUAUGCACACGAACAGUGGGGCCCGUGGAGCGACGUACGAACCCAUCCACUCGACUUCCAGCAUUGGCUACCCAUCUGCUAUCGCCAUGCUUCUCUUCGCCCCCUCUCAUGGCCGCUCGUUCUCGUCCGCUGCGUGUCAGAGUCUCGACUGCGCCACUGUCCUGCGUCUCGACCGCGCCCAUGUUCUCUUCUCGCUUGCGAACUCACAUGCGUUCCGCAAGCAGGACAUCUCCGAGAACGGUGCUCACCCAGUGACUCUCGUCACUGUGGACGAUGCCACAGCAAACCUAAUCAGUGUGCUGCAGCAGCACAUUGGCGCUGUCGAGCAGGCUGUCGCGGCGUUAUGCUUCGCACUCAAGCCACCCAAGUCAUCGUAG